Molecule: messenger RNA, 2531 nt
Organism: Sciurus carolinensis (gray squirrel)
Lineage: Eukaryota; Metazoa; Chordata; Mammalia; Rodentia; Sciuridae
Product: zinc finger protein 416-like
Exons: 5
Coding region: 417-2027 (536 amino acids)
Biological process (GO): regulation of transcription by RNA polymerase II
Molecular function (GO): DNA-binding transcription factor activity; RNA polymerase II cis-regulatory region sequence-specific DNA binding
Source: RefSeq, a predicted model, not a curated record
CCAGGUCGGUCGCAGUGGUCGCCUCUCCAGUUCCGCACGCUCAGCACUGGGGGUCCUGGCUGGUCCCCGCCGCUCAACGGCGGACCGAGGCGCGGCGGCUGCGGCCCGCCCGGCCCCGCGGCGCUCGCGGAGUCCGAUGGCGGUGGCCGCGCCGCAGGACCCAGGCCGGGCCCGCAUGACUGCAGAAACCCGUGUGGACCUCGCACAGGCCAUUUAGAUGCUUCUCCCAACCUACCUGCCUGGUGAUGCUGAGGGAGGACAGUGACCAUGAGACAUGAGGAGAGGGUGGUGCUAAGGGAGGACACAGUGAAGGUGAGGAGAAGGACUGUGUAACCUUUGAGGACGUGGCCAUUUACUUCUCCCAGGAAGAGUGGGGGCUCCUUGAUGAGGCUCAGAGGCUACUGUACCUUGGUGUGAUGUUGGAGAACUUUGCACUUGUAACCUCACUGGUUUGUUGGCAUGGAAUAGAGGAUGAAGAGAUACCUUCUGAGCAGUUUUCUGUAGGAUUGUCGCAGGUCAAGACUUCAAAGGCAGACUCAUCCACCCAGGAGACUUAUCCCUGUGAAAUGUAUGUCCCAGUCCUGAAGGACAUUUUGCACCUGACUGGUCAACCUGGGCAGGAACCCUAUUUGACUGGGACAUGUGCAAACCUUCACCAGGACCAGAAUUGUCACAGCUCAGAGAUGUCGUUGACGAGAGACUUGGAAAAGGCCUCAUAUAUGAAGAGCUGCAUAAUCCAAGAGAAACCCAUUAGCUGUGGUAAGGUUGGAAAGGACUUUCUGGCCAAAUUGGACUUUAUCCAGCCCCAGGCUGUUCCCAACUGUGAGAGGCCAAACACAAUAACUGAGCAUAGGGAAGCCCUUCAUAUUGGAAUAAACCAUUACAAGUGGAGUGAAUGCAGAAAAACUUCCAGCCACAAACACAGUCUUGUUCACCAUCCAGGAGUUUACACUGGAAAAAGGCUUUAUGAAUCUACCAAAUAUGGGAAAGCCUACCACUGCAAGUACUCACUUAUUCAGCUCCAGAGAGUCCAUAAUGGAGAAAGACCUUAUGAGUGCAGUGAAUGUGGGAAAUCUUUCAGCCAAACCUCGCACUUGAAUGACCACCGCAGAAUCCACACUGGAGAAAGACCUUAUGAGUGUGGUCAGUGUGGGAAAUCAUUUAGUCAAAGAGCCACACUCAUUAAACAUUACAGAGUACACACUGGAGAAAGGCCUUAUGAGUGCAGUGAAUGUGGGAAAUCCUUUAGCCAAAGUUCCAACCUCAUUGAACACUGCAGAAUUCAUACUGGAGAAAGACCUUAUGAGUGCGAUGAGUGUGGGAAAGCAUUUGGGUCCAAAUCCACUCUUGUUCGGCACCAGAGAACUCACACGGGAGAAAAGCCUUAUGAAUGUAGCGAGUGCGGGAAAUUCUUUACACAGAGCCACAGCCUGCUUGAACACCAGAUAAUUCAUACCGGAGCAAGGCCUUUUGAGUGUGGCCAAUGUGGUAAGUCGUUUAGCCUAAAGUAUGGCCUCAUUCAACAUCAGUUAAUCCACAGUGGGGCUAGGCCUUUUGAAUGUGACCAGUGUGGAAAAUCUUUUAGCCAAAGAGCCACCCUCAAUAAACACCACAAAGUACACACUGCAGAAAAACCUUAUGAGUGUGGGGAAUGUGGGAAAGCCUUUAUGUUCAAAUCUAAACUCCUUCGGCACCAGAGAACUCACACUGGAGAAAGGCCUUUUGAGUGCAGUGAGUGUGGGAAGUUCUUUAGACAAAGCUACACCCUUGUUGAACACCAGAAAAUUCACACUGGACUGAGGCCCUAUGAGUGUGGCCAGUGUGGAAAAUCCUUUAUCCAGAAGUCUGGCCUCAUUCAGCACCAGGUCGUUCACACUGGAGAGAGACCAUACGAGUGUGGCAAAUGUGGGAAAUCUUUUACACAACACUCUGGCCUCAUUCUUCACCGAAAAUCUCACAUCAUGGAGGGGCCUCACAAAAGCAACAAAUGUGAGGAAGCCUUCAACCCAGGGUUUAACAUUACUUAGCUCCUGGAAGUCCACACUUGAGAAACACCUUAUACCAGCAAGAAUUGUGCUGUUUCUUUGAUCAGUGUUAGACUCUCUGAGGGAACUGCCUGCCUGAAGUUGAACAUUUUACUUCCUAACACCUACUGGGGUAAGAGUCCCUGCAUUCAGGCACGGAUGAGGCUCACAGGAACCUUUGUCAGAGUAAAAUCACUGCCAGAAGGCAUCUUCUACCCAUUCACAGUGUUCUUUGAUUACCUGAGCUUGUAAAGGAAGACACCUGUCUGCUUAUUCCCUGGAGAAAGCCUUGAACAACCUGGGCUCCCAAGGAGAAUUCUUUCCCUUUUCUGAGUGAUUAAAACAUACAUAUGACUAGUUUUUAGGAGGAGGAGCUUGUCUGCAGUUUGCUGGAGUCUUCCAGGAAUGGCUUACCUUCAUGGAAAAGUUUUAUCAGUCUCCUAUUCACCAACAGGAAAUUUUCUUCAUGUUGUUCUGGUUUAUACAUUAAUAAAUGCUUUAUUGUUU